CAUGUCCAAGAUACUGAAAUGUGCUGGGAAUGAAGACAUCAUCACUCUGAGAGCAGAAGACAAUGCGGAUACGUUGGCGCUAGUGUUUGAAGCACCAAAUCAGGAGAAGGUUUCUGACUAUGAGAUGAAGCUGAUGGAUCUUGAUGUGGAGCAGCUUGGAAUUCCAGAACAGGAAUACAGUUGUGUAGUGAAAAUGCCUUCUGCUGAGUUCGCCCGCAUCUGCAGAGACCUCAGCUACAUUGGCGAUGCCGUUGUCAUCUCCUGUGCCAAAGAUGGGGUGAAGUUCUCGGCUAAUGGGGAGCUGGGCAACGGCAACAUCAAGCUGUCCCAGACCAGCAAUGUGGAUAAAGAGGAAGAAGCUGUUACAAUAGAGAUGAACGAGCCAGUGCAGCUGACCUUCGCGCUGAGGUACCUGAACUUCUUCACCAAAGCCACUCCCCUGUCACCUACAGUCACACUCAGCAUGUCUGCAGAUGUUCCUCUUGUUGUGGAGUACAAGAUUGCUGAUAUGGGACACUUAAAAUACUACCUGGCUCCAAAGAUCGAAGACCAACAGGAAGGUUCUUAACUGGAGCAGGACUGAGG
Messenger RNA from Nestor notabilis (Kea), 585 nucleotides. RefSeq names its product proliferating cell nuclear antigen (gene PCNA). The annotation marks the transcript as partial. The record is from RefSeq and is a predicted model, not a curated record. NCBI's taxonomy places the organism in Eukaryota, Metazoa, Chordata, Aves, Psittaciformes, Psittacidae. Gene Ontology annotation, biological process: translesion synthesis; leading strand elongation; regulation of DNA replication. Gene Ontology annotation, cellular component: PCNA complex. Gene Ontology annotation, molecular function: DNA polymerase processivity factor activity; DNA binding. The transcript has 5 exons.